This is a messenger RNA of Erpetoichthys calabaricus (reedfish), 2301 nucleotides long. It is a transcript of the gene ghrhrl, whose product is annotated as growth hormone releasing hormone receptor, like. Gene Ontology annotation, cellular component: plasma membrane. Bases 312 to 1559 code for a protein of 415 amino acids. The transcript is spliced from 13 exons. Gene Ontology annotation, biological process: adenylate cyclase-activating G protein-coupled receptor signaling pathway; cell surface receptor signaling pathway; positive regulation of cell population proliferation. Gene Ontology annotation, molecular function: peptide hormone binding; growth hormone-releasing hormone receptor activity; G protein-coupled peptide receptor activity. NCBI's taxonomy places the organism in Eukaryota, Metazoa, Chordata, Cladistia, Polypteriformes, Polypteridae. The record is from RefSeq and is a predicted model, not a curated record.
CAAACAGUCGGAUCAAUACAUAGUAUUAACUUUUUUUUUUUUAACCUUAUUCAAACGAUUCAUUGUUUCUGUCCCUCACGCUGUCUGCGGGCGCAUAUAAAUGCUGCCGGUAACGCAGCUCCGCCUGCCAGAUGUUAGGUGUUUCUAAAAUGCGGGAUCACAUAUUAAUGUCCUGAUACUUGCGUAGGAGUCCACUUGGAAAGACUUGGGGAAUUCUGAUCUGUUAUUAUUUCUGAGAGAGAGAGAGAAAAAAACGAGUACCGAAGAGAGGCGCGGGGUGCUGAGCGCACAGUUCUGAGACAUCAGUAAAUAUGAAAGGAACAGCUGUCUGCGGGGCUGCAUUUGCCUUCUGCAUGGUGGCAGCGAUUUUGGGAAGCCCACAUCCUGAAUGUGACUACCUUACACAAUUUGAGAGGGAAAAAAGGAAAUGUGAGAAACAAAGCUUGGAAUAUGGCAAUCUAACAAAACAAGGUUGUAAUCAGACAUGGGAUACAAUUGUGUGCUGGCCAGAAGCUAAUACUGGAGAAACUGUCAGCAUUUCCUGUCCUUCUUAUCUUUCCCAUCUCCUGAAAAGUCAAGGAAUAAUCUACAGGAACUGUACUGUUAAUGGCUGGUCCAAUCCAUACCCACCAUACUAUGUCGCCUGUGUUGCAAAAGAUGAUAUUGCUGAUGAGGAAGGUUCUUACUUUGCCACGAUGAAGACAAUCUACUCUAUAGGAUAUGGCACGUCAAUUGUUUCACUCACAAUUGCUGUUGCCAUUUUGCUUACCUUUCGGAGACUUCAUUGUGCCCGCAAUUAUAUACAUGUCCAGCUUUUCAUAACCUUCAUCCUGAAGUCUGUGUCGGUAUUUAUUAAGGAUGCUAUCCUAUUUUCCAGUGAAGACACAGAUCAUUGUUCUUUUUCUACAGUGGCUUGCAAAGUAUCCAUGGUAUUCUGCAAUUAUUGUGUAAUGACAAAUUUCUUCUGGCUGCUUGUAGAAGCCCUAUAUUUAAAUUCACUUCUUCUGUCGUCAUUUCAUCAAGAUAGAAAGUUCUUCUGGUGGUUUGUGCUAUUGGGAUGGGGCUUUCCCAAAUUUUUUAUUGUGGUUUGGAUCAUAUCAAGGCUUUAUUUUGAAGACACUGACUGCUGGGAUAUUAAUGAGACUUCUGAAUACUGGUGGAUAAUAAAGGGUCCAAUUGUUACAUCUAUUGCAGUAAAUUUUAUACUCUUUUUAAACAUCAUUAGAAUUCUAAUACAGAAGCUAGAUCCUCGACUUAUUCAGUUCAACAAUUCAUCCCAGUACAGGCGUCUGGCAAAGUCAACACUGCUUCUGAUUCCCUUAUUUGGAACACACUACAUGGUCUUUAAUUUCCUACCACAGCAUGUGAGUGAAAGUGCAAGGUUGUUCAUGGAACUUUGUCUGGGAUCCUUUCAGGGUUUCUUAGUGGCUGUUCUGUACUGCUUUCUCAAUCAAGAAGUCCAAUCAGAAAUCCAACGUAAAUGGAUUGGAUGGCAAGUCAACAGUUAUGGAAUUGUACCAGUGGUGGCCAAAGACAGCCAAGCUGACACACCUUUUUGACCCUAAAAAGCUAUUAUGUUUUCAUUAAUACCUUUGUAUCAUUCUCCAUUUUAUUCCAUUGUUUGUUUCACUGUUCUCACAGACUUUUUUUUUUGAUCUAAUAUAAAGUGGGUGGAAUCAGUAUGACAAGUUAGUAGUGAUUUAUUAUUUUUUCUGAAAAGAAUGCUUCUUGAAUAUUCCUGUUAAGCCUAAUGCUAAAGGAAGCCACAUAGACUAAAUCUAUAUGAAAUCACAAUUAUCGUUUCAUAGACAAACCUCAUGCACGCCAUAAUCUUGAAGAGUGUCAAUGUGAUGAUUUCAUGUGAAUAGCAACAGUAAAAAUCACAGGGACGCCCAUGCCUAGACACUGAAAAGUGUCGUUGGCCAUAAAACCAAAAUGAUUAUAAUUAUAUUUCAAAAGUUUAUUAGAUUAAUUAAUGGCAACUAAAAUAUAGUUCUAAACCUGGUCACAAGAGUUUAUAGAAAAUCCUGUAUUACUAUGAAUAUUUCAUUUUAUGAGUAACUAGCAAUAGGAGCAGUUAACUAGGGGCAUAUAGUACAUAAGAUUGUCACUACAAUAAGAUAACAGAAUGGCCACAAAGAAGGCUAACAUACUGUGGAAAAUUAAGUGUGUCUACUUAAUGUGCAUUAUUAUUGUGACUCUGUAUGGUAUGAAACAUAAAAAGCACUAACCUGGCAAUAUUCAGCUGCAAUUGUGAGGUCGACCUCACAAAGGCUUUUUUCACCUGCCUUGCUAUAUACG